Messenger RNA from Racocetra persica, 370 nucleotides. The record is from the annotation of a GenBank genome assembly. Lineage: Eukaryota; Fungi; Glomeromycota; Glomeromycetes; Diversisporales; Gigasporaceae.
UAUUCUGACACAUCCAACAUGAAUUAUUCUGACAUAUCUGAUGAGAAUUACUCUGACGUAUCCAAUAUGAAUUUUAAUGAAGAAUAUAAGGAAGUUGCUCGUGAAGGUUUCUAUCUCUUGAAUUCCUAUUUAGGAAGGAAGUCGCCUGUGAAGAGUAGUAUCUCGGAGGAUUUUGAAAUAGUGGACGUGCUAAAUAAAAAUGGCAUCAAGUGUAAAGCAUACUAUACUGACAAUUAUAUUGUGCUUGUUGGAAAACAUGAGGAUAUGAACUUUAUUAUCCACUACGUGAAAAGAGAUCAGAACUCAAUCGGAAAGAACGAAAUAAUCCUUCUAAUUAAUGAUUUGGAACAUCAACAAUCCGAAUUCGUUG